Messenger RNA from Mangifera indica (mango), 3471 nucleotides. RefSeq names its product protein NETWORKED 2D. Bases 192 to 3293 code for a protein of 1033 amino acids. Lineage: Eukaryota; Viridiplantae; Streptophyta; Magnoliopsida; Sapindales; Anacardiaceae. The transcript is spliced from 3 exons. The record is from RefSeq and is a predicted model, not a curated record. Gene Ontology annotation, molecular function: actin binding.
AAAAUGGAAAAGCAGAUCCAAACAGUGAAAGCUGCCGAAGUUUGCUCCCCUCCAUUAACAAUAUCUAAACUUCCAUAUCCUUGCACGUUUCUAUUCUCUUUCAACAUUCUUUCUCCUCAUCUUUCCUUUUCAUCUUUUAAGUUUUUGCAUUUUAUGGGCGAAACCACAACAUUUUCGACACAAGCUAAGAUAUGUUGCAGAGAGCUGCAAACAAUGCAUAUUCAUGGUGGUGGGCAAGCCACAUCAGAACAAAGCAGUCCAAAUGGCUCGAACAGAACCUUCAAGAUAUGGAGGAUAAGGUAGGAUACACACUUAAACUUAUAGAAGAAGAUGGGGACUCCUUUGCCAGAAGAGCAGAAAUGUACUACAAGAAGAGGCCAGAGCUGAUAGACUUUGUUGAAGAAGCUUUCCGGGCUUAUCGAGCCUUAGCUGAACGGUAUGAUCAUAUUUCGAAAGAACUACAGAAUGCCAAUACCACCAUUGCUGCUGUUUUCCCAGAACAAGUUCAGUUUGCAAUGGAUGACUAUGAAGAAUAUGUCAAGACAAGAAACAUAAACAUGCCUCCAGAUGUUAAAAGGAAAAAUAUCCCAAAUGUUCCCAAUGCCCCAAUGAAAGAUUUAAAGGCUGUUCUAACAACAGCCACUAAGAAAUUGCGAGCCAAUACAGCUAAUAAAAGACCUCCUGUUAAAUCUGGUUUAAGCAAACCUGAGGGACUUAAGGAGAUUGACAAGCUUCAGAAAACGAUCCUUGGCCUACAGACUGAGAAAGAGUUUGUCAAAAAUUCGUAUGAGAGUAGAUUGGCAAAGUACUGGGAAAUCGAGAACCAGAUCAAGGAAGUACAAGAGAGGGUAAGCAGAUUGCAAGAUGAAUUUAAAGAAGCCAUAGUCAUUGAAGAUGAGGAGGCUCGAUCUGUGAUGGCAGCUACAGCUCUGAAAUCAUGCCAGGAGACAUUGGAUCAGUUGCAGGAAAAACAGGCGAGUGUAGCUAAGGAAGCAAAAUUAGGACAAAAAAAGGUUAAGAAAGCUCGAAUGAAGUUUGAGUCUGUCAUAAAUGAGGUUCUUGGCAAUGAAAAAAUCAAUCAGAAAAAGCCACCUGAAAAGGAUGAUUCCACAAAGCAACCUGGAAAUGAUGAUUCCACAAAGGCAGUAGAAGAGUCAGGAAGAUUAGACCAAGAGGCAGGCAGUGCUGCACAAGAUCCAGAAGAAAUGAAUUCAUCAAACGAGAAUAUAGAGGUACAGUUUGAGGUUACAUCUGCUGCAUCUCUCACUGUCACAGAAAUGGCUGAGAAGAUUGAUGAGCUUGUGAACAAGGUGGUUGGCUUGGAAACUGCAUUUUCAUCACAGACAUCCCUCAUACAGAGACUAAAAAUAGAGACUGAUGAGCUUCAGACACAAAUCCAAACCUUCGAAAGUGAAAAGUUGGCACUCAUCAACAGCAAAAUUGAUUUAAGCAAUAAGCUUCAGACACAACUCCAAAUCUUGGAAGGUGAAAAGUUGACACUCAUCAACAGCAAAAUUGAUUUAAGCAAUAAGCUCAUGGACACAGAGAAGGAGCUGCAGAAACUUCAAGAAGACUACAAUAAUCUCCUAGCAACCUUUACUCGUAAUCAUGAUUUCCUUUCUGAUAAGGCCCAAAGUAUAGAGCCAGAGGAGCUUGACUGUUCGCAUCAAAAAGAAGAAAAAUCCACAUUACAAGUCAAGUCACAGGAUGAAAUAUCUGGACAAGAUGAUGCAAUAAAUCCUAAUGGUAAGCAACAACAAAUUGUGCAGGUAUUAGAGAAGCCUGAGGUCAAAACUUUGUCAGAGCAAGAGAAGACAUCACUAAAAGAGGAAGAAUCCACAGCUCAAGUCAGGUUACAGAAAGACAUAGAAGGUGCAAUGAAUCCUAAUAAUGGUCCCAAGACACCUCUGAGUCCAAAGUUAUCAGAGGAGCUUGAUGUCAAAACUUCAAUGGAAAAUGAUAAUUCAUCUCUAGAUAGAGUCCACUCUCAGAAAGAGUUUGAAGGACAUGAGCAUGAUACAAAUCUUACCAUUGACAAGCAGAUCAAUCAUGAGGAGCCAGAUGAGGAACUCAAGGUCUCAGGAUCAAUACAAAAAGAAGAGAAAUCCGUGGUCAAUUAUGAACCUAGUAACCUUUUAGAACAGAGUCAGAACCAGAUUACACAGGAAAAAUACGACAAUCAAGCUUCUCCACAUGGUCCACAAGGACAACAUAAGGAGGGCAAGAAAAAUGAGGAAGAAGAUGGACCAAGCUUGAAACAUACGUUCUUGAAGCAGCUUGAAGAACUGAGAAGUGCUAAUACCAAGAAGGAUGAACAGAUUCAAUUAUUGCUUCAGAAGCUGAAAGCUCACUCUGAUGAAAAUAAACUUGAAGAACUGAGAAGUGCUAAUACCAAGAAGGAUGAACAGAUUCAAUUAUUGCUUCAGAAACUGAAAGCUCGCUCUGACGAAAAUAAACAUUUACGAGAUCAGUCUGCUGAACCAAAAGUAAUAGUGAAUGAAAUCAUAAGAACUGAAACAGAGAAAGAAGUAGACAUCCUGUUAUUACGAGUAGAGCAACAACAAAUUACUUCUGAAAUUGAAGAAAAAAUAAGGGAGAGCAUUGAUGAUGUGCUAGAGGAGAACUUGGAUUUUUGGUUAAGAUUCAGCACUUCAUUCUCUGAGAUACAGAAAUUUGAAACUGAAGUUAAAGAUUUGCAGGCUGAGGUCUCAAAGCUCCAGGAGAAAAAAAGCAAGAGCGACGGGAGUAGUAGCAUCAAAUAUUCUCUGAAAUCAGAUGCUCGUGCAUUAUACAGGCAUCUGAGAGAGAUACAGACUGAACUGACAGUCUGGAUGGAGAAAUGUGCGUUACUGAAAGAGGAAUUGUCAUCAAGGUUCGUAUCUUUAUGUAGAAUUCAGGAAGAAAUAUCUACAGCUUUGAAGGCAAGCGCUGAAGACGAUGAAUUCACGUUCACAAGCUAUCAAGCUGCAAAGUUCCAAGGUGAGGUUCUAAACAUGAAACAAGAGAAUAAUAAGGUUGCAGAUGAGCUGCAAGCAGGGCUUGAUCAUGUCACAGGUCUUCAAAUUGAUAUUGAUAAGACUCUCACCUUGUUGAGUGAGGAAUUCGGGCUUUCCGAGUCAAAGAAUCCAUCUGGUAUGGGGCUUCCAAACUCAGAUUGUAAGAAUGCAGUUCCAUUGCGAUCAUUUAUCUUUGGUGUCAAACAAAAGAAGAAAAGCCCAUCGAUCCUGUCCGUCAUGAACCCUGCUCUGGUAAAAAAGUACAAUGGUCGUCCUAAAUCAGGAUCGACUAGGUAAGCUACUAAAAUUUGCAUUGACUUGGAAGAGUUGUUUAUUUUUUCAUUCAAUUUAUUUGCAUGGCUUUUCAACAGAAGCCAAAACUCGCCCCUCUUCUCCUUUUUGUUUUUAGUCUAGGAGAAAGUAUAUUUAAUUCAGAUUCUGGUGAGAGUUCCAUCUCAGAUUUCUUGAAGUUCUA